AUGUCCCCCAAGUCCGAAUCUGGUGCUCUCCUCGGAGCUCAUUGGCUUCAACAAGGACUGCCCGCGGACGACACUGAUGCAGACUCAACUCUUGGUGACGAGGUCGAGAGCUCGACCGCUUCCAUCUCGUCCAGCAUUCUCAACUACCGCAAUAUCAAUGGCCGAACCUAUCACAGCGAUUCCGUGAUGGACGGAGAAUACUGGGGUCCCAAUGACUCGAAGCACAUGGAGAUGUUGGACAUUUUCUACCAUGCCAUCGAUAUGAUGCUUGAAGGAAAGCUGCAUCAAGCGCCUCUCAGCGCAAACAUACAGAACGCCGUGGAUAUUGGGACGGGUUCGGGAUUGUGGGCAAUCGACUUCGCCGAUAAGUAUACCAACUGCUACGUAGUUGGUACCGACAUCUCUCCUGUGCAGCCCAGCUGGGUGCCUCCUAACCUCCAGUUCGAGAUCGACGAUGCCACCAAGGAAUGGACCUUUAGGGAAGACCAUUUCGAUUACAUCCAUAUGCAGUUAAUGAACGGCGCUUUCGAAAGCCUUGAUCACAUAUAUAGUCAAGCGUUCCAGUGCUGCAAGCCCGGUGGCUGGUUCGAGCACGUUGAUGUCUCGGUUAUGGUUUCGUCUGACGACGGAUCUGUCGAGGAGAAUAGUCCGUUGGAUCAGUAUGGUAAAAUGCUCGAGGCAGCUGGUAACCGGGUCAACCGCAUGUCCAGGAGCGCCGAUUUUACGACGAUGGAGGAUGCGAUGAAGGAGGCAGGCUUUGAGAAUAUAACGGUCAAGAAGUUCAAGAUGCCCAUCUCGCCCUGGUCUGAGGACCAGAGGAUGAAGGAAAUUGGCCUUUACGCCUAUGCGACGAUGAUGACCGAUGUUGAGGGUAUCAUAAAUCUUAUGUUCGGUAGCAUCAUGGGCUGGUCACAAGAGGAAAUUACUGUGUAUGCCGCUUAUCUGCGUCAGCAGCUCAGGAGGAAGGACGUGCAUGGAUACUACACCUUGAAGGUUGUUUAUGGCCAGAAGCCAGAGUAG
Neurospora tetraspora is the source of this 1020-nucleotide messenger RNA. RefSeq names its product S-adenosyl-L-methionine-dependent methyltransferase. The transcript is spliced from 3 exons. Lineage: Eukaryota; Fungi; Ascomycota; Sordariomycetes; Sordariales; Sordariaceae. Gene Ontology annotation, molecular function: methyltransferase activity. The record is from RefSeq and is a predicted model, not a curated record. The coding region runs from base 1 to 1020 and encodes 339 amino acids.